Messenger RNA from Acanthaster planci (crown-of-thorns starfish), 1541 nucleotides. RefSeq names its product small ribosomal subunit protein mS37-like. The record is from RefSeq and is a predicted model, not a curated record. NCBI's taxonomy places the organism in Eukaryota, Metazoa, Echinodermata, Asteroidea, Valvatida, Acanthasteridae. Gene Ontology annotation, molecular function: RNA binding. Gene Ontology annotation, biological process: mitochondrial translation. Gene Ontology annotation, cellular component: mitochondrion; mitochondrial ribosome; nucleoplasm.
UUAUUGAAAGGUGACCUCAGAUAUUACCCUUCGUCGAUGACCGACAACGCACGAAACUGAAUUUUUACGUAGGGAAAAAGGGCUGCAAAAAUGUCGAAACGUAUGAAUGAAAUCAUCCUCAGAAAUCACUAUUGGCCAAAUAGAUUUGAGUUUCGGCAAAGAGAGUUUAAGCUGAGAGAUAAAGUGGCUUUAAGAAAGAAUAGGCCUGGAGCUGCGGAAUGCAUCACGGAGAUGAGUGUUUUAAUGGCAUGCUGGAAAAAACAUGAUUAUAACGACACAGAUUGCACUGAGGAGAUCCGACUUUUCGAGAAGUGCUGCAUGGAAGCCAAGAAAGUGAGACAGGAAACCAAGGCUGCCGUUAAGAGCGGUAAAAUUGCUGGCAAGAUGACCAGUCAGCAAGCGACAAGUCUCCUGCAACAGUUUCCACAGCCUAGGUGACAAAAGCGGGCUCAAGGCUUGAUGUAGAUGUAGAUAUUUCAAUAAAUGCAGAACUGUUAGGCUCUAUUGGAAUUACACUUCUGUCAUAUUGUGCUCCAGUGUGAAGCAUACUUCAAAAUCGGCUGAGAUAAUUUCUGUUUUCAAAGAAUAUAUCCAGUUCAUUUUCCUUACAGAGCAGUAGUUUAAAUCAUAUUACAUGCACGUGUAUUCAGUUAAAAAGAUUGUCCGGAUGCAUUCAAGUUCUCACAAGUCCAUAAAAGUCCCUCAAUUGCAAAUACCAGCCUCCUGCUACUUACGUGAUCUGUGAAUAGUGAGACCCCUGUUUACAUGGCCAAGGUUAUGAUGGAUUUGUGAUGGGCAUUGCUACACUCCCCAAACUUUGGAGCAUUGAAUGAAUAGCCAAGAAGUAUGCUUGCACAAAUGUGAAAGGUUUGGGAUAAUACUGUGGCAAGAUAUUUUUUGACUCAGAGGACGAGGAGUCGAUUUAUAGCACUUGAUGUCCUGAGCAGGAUUCUCCAAACAUUGACUUUUCCAUCUCCCCCUCACAAUCUUUGCUUCAAUGAGGCAGUUGGUUUGUCAUAUUGCUUUGGCAGUACCCAUGAAUCAGUCAUGAUCAAGAAAGGGUUUGCAUGGCAGCCAUCUUGCAGGCCAGUGCUUUUGUUCCACAGGGUAUGCACAAAGGAAGUUUCCCUGUGGAACAAAAGAACAGCCCUGCAAUAUGGCUACCACGCAAAAUCUCUAUUGGACAACACAUAGUGCAGGGAUCCAACCAUAUGCGUAGCUGUGGAGUAGCUCCUUUUAUGGCAGUAACAAUGUGGUUACGGCUCUGAACACAAAGCAGCCACCUCAAUUAAGCCAAAUUGGCAGGUUCCCAAGAAAGUGGUCAUGUGCCCAGACUGGUUUGCAUGAAGUUCUUUAGGAGACCCAUACUCAUACGCACAGACAAGCACACCACAGGCACACAGGCUAGUGUGAUUAAAUAAUACCAAUUUAUUAGACGAUUAAGAAUGUACAAAUGUACAAAGAAUUGAUGAAACACUAAUUAGACAUGUCAGCUUGUGGAAUUUCAAAUAAAUUCUCAAAGAACUUUUCCACCAGUGGAA